This is a messenger RNA of Cotesia glomerata, 694 nucleotides long. RefSeq names its product mitochondrial import inner membrane translocase subunit Tim13. The record is from RefSeq and is a predicted model, not a curated record. The transcript is spliced from 3 exons. The coding region runs from base 122 to 394 and encodes 90 amino acids. Lineage: Eukaryota; Metazoa; Arthropoda; Insecta; Hymenoptera; Braconidae.
UCAGUUGGCUGAAGUCUCGUGGUUCGUGGUCCACCGGUGUGAUCAAACGUGCACUUUGUACAUUUAUAAAUAAUCAAAUAAAUUAAUUAAAGUAAUAAAUAUUAAAAAAUAUUUUUAAACAAUGGAGUCUUUACAGACAGGAUCAUUAGCUAAUAUUGAUAAAGAUGAACUUAUGCAACAGGUUAAACAAGAAAUAGCUGUUGCAAAUGCCCAAGAAUUACUCACGAAAAUAACAGAAAAAUGUUUCAAGAAAUGUAUCAUUAAGCCGGGAAGUUCCUUGGAUAGUUCAGAACAGAAAUGUGUUGCAAUGUGCAUGGAUCGUUACAUGGAUGCAUUUAAUGUCGUAUCUAAAGCCUACAGUAAUCGAUUGCAGAGAGAGCGCAAUAGAUUGUAAAUAAAUAAAUAAAUGUAUUUAUGUAUUAUAACAUAAAUAUAAAUUAAAAUUAUGUUUGGUAUUAUAAGAUGAUGUAAUUUUUUAGUUCGAUUGAAUUAUUAGAAAAAAAAUUAUAAUUGUUAAAGCUAUGAUACUAAAUAAUUUUUUUUUUUACUUCAGUUACAUUAAUAAUAAUGAUUAUUAUAAAAAUGUUAAAUAGUUGUUUUGUAUUUAUAAAUAUUAAUAAUUGAAAAUAAUUACCACAAUUAUUUGUAAAUACAUAAUUUUAUUUGGACUGAAUACAAUUACUAUCAUUUUUUU